Molecule: messenger RNA, 3977 nt
Organism: Lethenteron reissneri (Far Eastern brook lamprey)
Lineage: Eukaryota; Metazoa; Chordata; Hyperoartia; Petromyzontiformes; Petromyzontidae
Product: stathmin-2-like
Biological process (GO): regulation of microtubule polymerization or depolymerization; microtubule depolymerization; neuron projection development
Cellular component (GO): neuron projection; cytoplasm
Molecular function (GO): tubulin binding
Source: RefSeq, a predicted model, not a curated record
CUCUCUCUCUCUCUCUCGCUAACACACACACCACUCCACCCCCAACUCAUCUCUCUCUCUCUCUUUCCCUCCUCUCUGUCGGUCGGGCGUGCUGCAGCUCCACUCUUGCGCACCUCGUGCGGGACUGCAGUGCGAACGCUGUGUCAAUCAGCUCCAGCCCUGCUACCACCUCGUCUUCUCCCUGCCAGUUCCCGCCUCACCCAAGCAUCCGACAAAAUGAACAAAACUGCAACGGGAAACGUGACCCACGCCUGGGCCCACCUCCGACAUGCACCAGCGUACAAGGAGAAGAUGAAGGAGCUCUCCAUGCUGUCCCUCCUUUGCUCGUGCUUCUACUCGGAGCCACACAAGAACUCCAUCUACCAAUACGCAGACAUGGAGGUGAAGGAGCUGAACAAGCGAGCCUCCGGCCAGGCCUUCGAGGUGAUCCUCAAGCCGCCGUCGUCCGACCUCUCCCCGGACCGCUCCCCGACUGGCUCCAAGCGCCGCGACCUCUCCCUGGGGGAGAUCCAGAAGAAGCUGGAGGCAGCCGAGGAGAGGCGAAAGUCCCAGGAGGCGCUGGUGCUGCGGCAGCUGGCCGAGAAGCGCGAGCACGAGCGGGAGGUCAUGCAGAAGGUGCUCGAGGAGAACAACAACUUCAGCCGCCUGGCCGAGGAGAAGCUGCUGCAGAAGAUGGAGAUGAACAAGGAGAACCGCGAGGCCCUGCUGGCCGCGCUCAUGGAGCGUCUGCGCGAGAAGGAGAGGCAUGCCAUGGAGGUUCGUAGGAACAAGGAGCUGAAGGAAGAGCUGUCCGGGUGAGAGGGGAAGUUGAGCCAGGGCAAGGGCCAAGUCCAGCUGCCCAGCCUCUGUCCUGCUGCAAGUCCUACAACCUUACCCUGCUGCCCAGCCCCCCGCCCCCCAAAGAGGGCAGGGGUUGCUGAGGUCACCCACUCCAUCUCCCCCCACUGCCCCUUCCCUGUGAGCGCUGCCCUGCUGCCCUUCCCAAGCCCGACUCACACCCCCCCCCAACAAGCUACGGCCUCCCCACUGGGUAGCACUUCACCCAGCGUAUAACGCCACUGCCCACCACCACUCCCCUCUGACUGCCCCGCAAACCAGAGCCAACGUUACGCAGUUAUCUUUUCUUUUGAAAGUGGAAGUGAAACAGCUAACCAAAAGUUAUUUUAGAAGCAUACAGAAAGUAAUUAUAAAAAGUAAAAAAAAAAUGGAUCUACAAUUAAAGUACGUAACAGCUUGUCAUCAAUAUUUUAAUGUUUUUUUGUAUAUAAACUCAGUUGACAUAUAGGUACGUGUCAUUUAAGCAACCCCGUAGCAUUUGGUUGCUGUGUGGUGAACGUGUGUUCAUUUUCUUAGUGCUCACUUCCAAUAUCGAACGUGCAUAGGCUGGCGCCACGGUGGGGGGAGUGGGGGCGGAGGGGUGGAUGCAGGGGGGCAUUGACUGCCCCCCACCCCCCGAUGUAGCAAACUAGGGAGGGAAUCAAACAGACUUCAUCUCAAUCUCCAAAAAAAUAUCCCUGUCGAUGGGGUAGAAGCCAAUUAACAGAAAUUAAUUCAUUAUCGAACGUGCGUUUAAUGCUAAAAUUAAAUCUAUCUUGGGUUAAUUUGUAACGCACUGUGAGAGGGGGCUGGGUUAAUAAAGGACAAGGAUUGUCAUCCAAGACAGGGAUGAAACCCCCCCACCCCACUCCACUCCCCACAUCUUCCUUUUCCCUUCGGCUACAGCGCCUCCACGCGGACAAUUCUGAUCGCCGUUUUAGUUCCCAACGUUGCGGCUGCGCUGCGGUAACAAUGAAAGGGCUCUGCUACGGGACCACCGAUCUUGCCGAUGAUGUUUGCCAAUCAUCAUGACUCGAUCGAUUUCGUCCAUCAAUCGACGCAUCGAUGAAUCCGCAAAUUGCGAUGAGCCCCCGGUAUUUUUGAUGUUUGUUUUGUUGUUACGGAUGGACCGAACGGAUUCGACACAAUUGAUCUCGGUCAACGAUCCACAAUGACCAAAUCUCUGAUCGGUGAUUUUGUCGGGCGUACGAUUUUAUCACUCUGUUACAGAGCCACCCUCUGGCUCCAACCUCCCCCCACCUGAUCCUUCAUUCCCCCCACCAAUUGCAGAGUCCCGUUAAAGCUUCUCGCCUACAGCAACGGUGGUGCCGCCCAUGCGAACAUAAUAAUCAUUAGCGUCGUCAUUGUAACAGCUAGAGAACACACGUGCGGCGACCGGCAGUGUCGUGCCACGGUUUGAACGGCGCUGGAGGCGUCUGUUGCUGUGUGUGUCACUGGCAAGUGAACUGGAUGGCAUACCUAGACCUGAACAUUAACUUCAGGUUCAGGAGGUCUGAGCCCCAGUGUAAUAUGUGUGUACGUGGGUGUGCGUAUGUAUGUAAGUGUGUAUGCAUACACACUAUUUAUUACCCAAACGUUGGCUUUUGAAAGCUUAGGCACACGAUUACAAACCACUUGUCAAGGAUUACCACAGCAAUAUUCGUGUUUUGUGUGGUAAUGAAGCAAUGGCAGGCGGGGAGAAGCUGACCACAUGAGUUGCAGGGGUCCUACGCACCAAUUCAGUGAAUGAUAAUGUUGUGAUCCGUCAGACCAAAAUCCGCUUGUGGUGUUUACCAAUCGCCAGUUAACGAUAUGAGCCCUCUGCUUUAUCAGCACAAUUAGAAGAUAGUUGUUUUUUGUCCUAACUAAGUUGAACAGUCUGCAGGGCUCAGAUUAAACGUACUUAAGGUGGCAGAUUUCAAGCUUACAAAUUUCAUGGACGCCUGCAACGCUCAGUGCUGGUCGGCUUCCCCACUUUGCCAAAUUUCUCUCCGACCCCACGCGGCCCUCCUCCCUCCCAGACCUUGACGUUCAAAAUAUCUCACGUCCAAGAAGAAUACGCGCAUUUCUUUUUUCUUUAUUGGCGGUUCAAUUUUCAACGCGAUUUAUUUUAUUGGAAGAAGAGCGGAGGAAUAUCCGAAACAGGUAUUUUCGUUCGUGCUUAUGAUACCACAUGGCACCGUGGAACAUGAGACGUUCCCCUGGCAAUCGGUUCCCGUCCCUCUUCAGUUUGAUACCCACACCCCCCCCCCCCUUCUUCGGGGAAGUUCCCUUAACCUGAUGUUGGUCAACAAAAGUGUGCACGUGGGCCGUGCCGAUCAGCCAGUGGAGUAAACUUGGCAGCCCCCGGGCCCGCAGAGCGCGAGUCACUCCGCACGGUGGCACCACGAGCGUGAUGUAGCGAUACUCCAACUCGCAUCGGGCCGGUCAAGCGUUCGCCGGCGUGAUGGGGAGUCACGCGAGCGUGGGUCCUUCGCGCCACCGCGUCUGCUUCCCGCACUGAUCCACGCUCUGGCAAUCGUGGCAUCUGGUGACACCUGGCUGCCAGGUUCACUCCGACCCCAAAUAUAAAACUCAUCAAUGUGCAAGUUGGGCGGGGGGGUGGGGGGGUGUUGUUUUCCAGAGAAGUCGUGUCGCCUGCUGAGAGCUCGUGGGAUCCCAUCGCAGUCACCAGACAGCUCGCCGGCUGGGCUUUGAAAGUUCAACUCCGGGCUGGUGUUAAUCUGACGGACGCGGCUGGGGUGUCUGCACGAGCACCGCGUGGCGCCACGUGACCCACCGCGUGCACCCGGACGGCAGUCCAAAGUAACGGUAGUGUUUGUGGCAUAAUAUGCGUCUAGUUCUUCGUGAUUACUGCUGUGUAGUUUUAACUCCUCGUCUCUUUACUAAGUGAUCGUGUAGCGGAGGAUGUGACGGUCCCGUGACCGGGUACCUUUUGGGUGGUCCAGUCGGUUGGUAACGCGUCGCUCUGCACCCCGCUGUCUCGCGAGGGUUUGUGUGGGGGGGGGGGGGGGUGCCGUGGGGUUUGGGUGCGCGCCCAAAGCGUUCGGGGAGGUCGCGCGGUGGACGGACGUCGCGGGCUUCGGCCGCCACGGCGGAGCCUCCGAUUGCUACCCAUGUCCAAGAUGAGCAUGUCUGAAAUAAACACAAGAUAAAUUGCG